This is a messenger RNA of Pundamilia nyererei, 1302 nucleotides long. It is a transcript of the gene ccdc97, whose product is annotated as coiled-coil domain containing 97. NCBI's taxonomy places the organism in Eukaryota, Metazoa, Chordata, Actinopteri, Cichliformes, Cichlidae. The coding region runs from base 271 to 1302 and encodes 343 amino acids. The record is from RefSeq and is a predicted model, not a curated record. The transcript is spliced from 7 exons.
CAAUUCUUUUGGUUGCACAGAGAAAAGGGGACACACAAAAGUGACGGACCGUUAUUGCGAUGAAACGUUAUACAAAAUAAGUGAAAGGUAAAAUAACACGCGAGGUUUCCAUGAAAGAGAUUUUCUCAUCCAAGAGGUUUUACAUUAAAUUGUAAAAACUAAUUGGUCGUUUAAAAGAAACAAACAGGGGAAGUUGGCAGUAGGCUGAGCUUUUCUUAGUGAACCAUCGUUAGCUCCUGGGAAGACGGUGGCUAAGUGACACCGCGGUUAAUGAUGUGGGGAGAGAUCGACCCUCCUGUUAAAACACAGCCAAGCUUGUGUGAGACUGAAGACGAGAGGAAAAUAGAAGAGAUAAUACUGCCACGGAGACGGAGAUGUGACUCCAGCAGCUCUGAAGACACCCAGCGGGUGGUGCAGGACAUCCAGAAUAUAAACCUGAGCGAGUCCAGCUGUGUGAAUGCCAUGAUGGAGGCCAUAGCUGUGAGCGGCGUCUUGGUGAAGAGCCAGCAGAUCGGAGAGGCUGAGCUGACCGUGCAAGAGCGCAGAGAGGAGCUGCUGCAUCAGUACCGCAGCAGGCCGCUGGUGUUCCUGGAGAGGUACCAUGCUUGCCUGAAGCCUCAGCAUCUCUCAGCAUUUGCACAUGUCAGCUCAGACCCACGAGCACAGCACUACAGCAAGGUGAUACAGAGACGGGCUGCAGGACGCACCGACAGGACCAGAGUCAGGAAUCAGCGCUAUGCUGCCCUCAGGGCUCUGCAGAAGGACGGCCAGUACUUCAGUGAAGAACAGAUGCGAAUGAGGGAGCCGCUGCUGUACGAACAGUAUAUCGGCCAGUACCUGACAGAUGAAGAGGUGCUACAGCGCUCCCAGGAGGCCAUGCUGGAUGGUGCACAGGGAGGACCCGGAGAGCCGGGGCAAGGUACAGGAGGACUCGCCAAUCUGCUCCUCAACUCCUACCAGGAACGACUCAUCCAAAAUCGUCUGCAGGAGGAGCAGGAGAAGGAAGACGGCGCACUGGAGGAAGAAGAGGAGGACGACGACUACGAUGACAGAGACCAGCAGAAGGAUUGGGAGCCGACGCCAGAGGAGAAGGCUCUUCUCAGAGAGGAGUUCAUCAGUCAGAUGCACCAGCGUUUUCUGGAUGGCAAAGACAAGGAUUUCAACUAUAGGUCAGUCACACAGUCAGUUCCUCUCGCACUCAAUGAUCCUUCUCCUAUCGCACUUGGGGCUAUGUACCCAAUCUCGGGUGGGCGUGAUGAUAACUCCCCCCUGACCUGGCGUCCUGACUCCUCCUUGCCGUAG